Messenger RNA from Syngnathoides biaculeatus (alligator pipefish), 4307 nucleotides. RefSeq names its product family with sequence similarity 184 member Ab (gene fam184ab). The record is from RefSeq and is a predicted model, not a curated record. The transcript is spliced from 22 exons. The coding region runs from base 123 to 3674 and encodes 1183 amino acids. Lineage: Eukaryota; Metazoa; Chordata; Actinopteri; Syngnathiformes; Syngnathidae.
UGUGAUUAACAGCCUGCCGCGUCAUCCAUCUGAAUAUACAUUGUUGGGUUGCUGUGCGAAUGAUUUUUGUUGAAUGAUUCAAGCUCCCAUCUCCAUCAAGCAUCUGAAGCAUCAUCGGGAAGAUGGCGACUGGGUCGGGUUGGCAGCAGUAUUACUGCCCCGCCGGUCAAGGGAAAUACACUUCGUCUUCUUCCUCCUCCUCCUCAUCCUCGUCGUCGUCGUCGGCGGCGGCGGCGGCGGCGUCGGCGACGUCCACGUCCUCCUUCCAGUCCGGCCUGGCCAUGGAGUACACCCAAGACCUGCACCUGAAGAUGAGCAAGAAGAUCGCCCAGCUGACCAAGGUGAUCUACGCGCUCAACACCAAGAACGACGAGCACGAAGCGGCCAUCUCCACCCUGAAGGAGGCCCACGAGGAGGAGGUGCAGCAAAUCCUCUCCGAGACCCGAGAGAAGAUUUUACAGUACAAGAGCAAGAUCAGCGACGAGAUGGACCUGAAGAGGCGCAUCCAGUCCCUGGAGGAGUCCAUGGAGCUGCACGAGAGGAUGAAGAGGCAAGCGCUGGCCGAGUUUGACAACUACCGGCAGCGGGUGGAGGACCUGCAGCUGUGCACCGAGGCGCAGCACACGCAGCGGGUGGUGUCCAUGUCGCGGGAGGUGGAGGAGAUGCGGCGCUCGUUCGAGGAGAAGCUGCGCACCUUCGGGCAGGCGCAGGCGCAGUUCGAGCAGGAGAAGAAGGCGGCGCUGGAGGAGCUGAAGGCCCAACACCGGCAGGAGGUCCAGGAGCUCCUCCGCAGCCACCAGAGCCACAACGCCAACUACAGCAAAGACCAGGAGAAGCUGGGCCAGCUGCACAAAGCCGAGGUGGAUUCUCUGACCGAGCGAGUGGAAGAACUCAAGCAGGACAAGAAGAGACUGGUGGAGGAGUACGAGGCCAAACUCAGCAAGGCUCAGGCCUUCUACGAGCGCGAACUGGAGGCCAUGAAGCGAACGCAGCAGCUGACGGCCGACAACCUGCUGGCGUGGAAGCGCACCGAGGCCGAGCUGCGCCGCGAGUUCCAGACGCAGGAGGCGGCGCUGCAGAAGACUCUGGGCAAGCUCCGGACCGAGCUGGCCCGCGUCACCGACGAGGCCCGCGAGCACCGCGAACGCUCGCACAAGCUGCAGGCCUCGCUCGCCUCCUCCGAGAGCGCCGUCAAGGAGCUGAGCAAGCAGCUGGACGAGGUGACGCAGAACUCCGAGAUCGUGGAAAUCCGCCAAAAGGAGGCCGAGUGCGAGCUGGAGGCGGCCCGGGAUCGAGUUCAGCAGCAGGCCACCGAGAUCCUCCUCAAAGCCAGUCAGAUCAGCAGCCUGCAGGCCACCCAGAUGACUCAGGAGGCGGCCGUGCGAGACCUGGACAACGAGCGCAGCCGCCUGAAGGACAAGGUGCUGAGGCUGGAGGAGGAACGCGAGGCGCUCCGCGGCCAGAGCCGAGCGCUGGACGACAGGCACAAGCAGCAGCUGCAGUCCUUGCAGAAGACGCUGGGCGAGGAGAAGGCGUCGCACGAGAAGGACAUGGGCGCCCUGCGCGCUCGCUACGACGAGGAGAGCAGCCAGACCAAGGAGAACCAGGCCCGCCUCCUGGACGAGCUGGCCAAGAAGCACCGCGCCGCGCUGGACAACGCGCUCGGCGGGGCCGAGAAGGACAAAAACAAGCUGUUGGCUGAUCUGGAGCAGCAGUUUGAGCGAGAGCGCCACACGCUGGAGGAGCAGAGAAGCGUCCUGCUCCAGGAACUGGACCAGCUGAGGGAGGAAAUGAGCGCCAAGCUCGACGCCGCCGACCAAGAGGUGUGCCGACUGCAGCGGCAGGCGCAGCAGGGCGAGGAAGACAUGGGCGCGGCCGAGCGGCAGAUGGCCACCAUGAAGCAGGCGCAGGACAAGCUGCUGGAGGAGUUGGACGCCACCCGGGGCCGGCUGAGGGAAACCAGCAACCUGCUCACCGCCCUGCAGGGAGAGUUGGAGGUCCAAACGCGUCAACAUGAAGCCAAAGUCAUCAGCACCAAAGAAGAAGAGAAGCAUAAAAUGGAUAAGAUGGCUUUGGAGCUGGAACUCAAGUGGACCGAGACCCUCAGGCAGGAAUGCAAGAAGCUCCGCGAAGAGCUGCGGGAGGAGCACGAGGCGGACAAAGCGGCGGCGUUGAACCAGCUGGCCCGCAGCAAGGAGCAGGAGAUGGCCAACGCCCGAGAGAGCUGGCAGAGGAGAGUGGACGACCUGCUGGAACAGAUCUGCCUGCUGAAGCAGAGCCUGGAGAUGCAGCUGUCGCAGUCGCAGUCGUCGCUGCAGCAGCUUCAGCAGCAGUUCAGCCAGGAGCGCGAGCACCUGCGCACGCAGCUGGACGAGCUGCAGACGGAGCACCAGCGCCGGCACCAGCGGCUGCACGAGGCGCAGUCCUGCGCCCUGCAGGACGUCGAGCACGCUCGACAGCGCGACAUCAAGGAACUGGAAGAACGUCUACGCCAGCACCACCACGCCGAGCUGCAGUCGCUGCGCGAGGCCCACCGGCACAGCGUGGAGACCCUCAAGCAGCAGUCGGAGCAGGAGCUGCAGACGCUGCGCUUCGAACUGGAGGACGAGGGCAAGGCCAUGCUGGCGUCCCUGCGAUCGGAGCUGAACCACAUCCACGCGUCGGCCAUCGAGCACCUGCGACAAAACCACCAGCAGGAAGUGACGGCCGGCAAGAAGGAACUGGAAAGGACGGUGGAGAAAAGCCGCCUCCAGGAGCGCGAGCUGCUGGGUCGCGUGGCCGAGCUGCAGGAGGAAGUGACGCGCAGGAAGAAGCACGUGGCGCAGCUGGACCACCAAAUCCACACGCUCAACGAGAACAUCAGCAGCCUCACCAAGGAGCUGGAGCUCAAAGGCAAGGAGCUGCUCAAGAUACGCAGCGAGGCCAACCAGCAGAUCAGGGCUCACGAGCAGGAGCUGCAGAAGCGUCACGAGCGCGAACUGUCCGAGCUGAGCGCCGUGCACAGCAAAGAGACGCACAACAUGCUGGCCGACUUCAACAAGGCGCAGGAGGUCCUCAAGGACAAGAUCUCUGCCCUGCAAAUUCUGCUGGAAGGCACCGAGGAGAAGUUCAGGAACCGCGAGAGUCGCCCUGAGGACCUCCAGAUGAUCGCCGAGCUCAAGGACAUGGUGUCCGAGAGGGAAUCGCUCGUCAAGAAGUUGGUGGAUGACAAGAAGUUCUACCAGUUGGAGCUGGUGAACCGCGAGAGCAACUUCAACAAAGUGUUCAACGCCAGCCCCAACGUGGGGGUCAUCAACCCGCUCAUCAAGCAAAAGCGAAAGAAUGAGAAAGCGGCGGCGAGCAGAUUCGGCAGCUCCGCCGGUUUCAGGGUUCCGGAGGCAGCCGGCUCUGGCCCGGCGGGCCUCGGGGGCGGCCCGCAGCAGCAGCCGCCGCCCCGGCCGCCGCCGCCUCCGCCGCCGCCCCCGACCCAUCCCGGCCGCCUCGAACCCCUUGCCCGCCCCCCUCUCCUCCUCCACCACCUCGAGCUGAACGCCAACAAACCUCUUCCCCCGCCGCCGACCCCUCCCACAGAACCCAAGAAGUUCACGAGCCCUCCUGAGCCCAAGGACGCCGCCAUCGACCUCCCGGACGCUCAGCAGCGGCAGGAGUGGUUCGCUCAGUACUUUUCCUUUUGAUUGACGACGUGCGGGCGCACAAACACGCAAACACACACUUGCAGAAACAAAACAAAACACCACACCACAAUUCAGCAGCAUGUCAGCCAAAUGUUGAAAAAAUAAAACUAAAAAAAGUCUGGAUUUUUUUUUCUAUAUUGUUUAAAAAAAAUGUCUUUCAGGCUUGGUUCAGUUUAUGAAAUAAAUGACGACGUAGUUCAUCUUCAGCGUGAGUACUAGUGCGCUCUUUGUCCUCACUGACAGCUCAGCGCGCUAGCAGAAUGUCUGUCUUACUAGUAACAUUUUGCCACUACUAGUGCCACCCACCUGCAAUGAAAUCUUACUAGUAACUCGUACCCGAGCUGGAAUUGUCCUGACCGACCGGUGAGGUCAAAGGGCGGACGAGUACGCGGGCAUCAAGGCGAGCGGAAAAAUUGCUCUCAACGCCUUUCGUGCCGCGGCGUUGUGGAGCAGACGUGGCCCGCGUCCGUCGUCGCCAUCUUCUACGUUGGAUGUUUGACUUGCUUUCCGCCACUCGUUCUCAUCGUUGCCAGUGGAGUUAAAGUUGAUUUCAUUUUAUUUUUUAUUUGGACUCCAAGUGAGAAGUAGACAUGCGUGGCGUUUAGAGGUCCUUGUUGCUCUUCCUGUGCACCC